Porites evermanni is the source of this 2976-nucleotide messenger RNA. Lineage: Eukaryota; Metazoa; Cnidaria; Anthozoa; Scleractinia; Poritidae. The record is from the annotation of a GenBank genome assembly.
ACAGAUAAAAAUUAUGCUCGUAAUGUCGAAUUAAUUAUGCCAAAAAUUAUGCAAACACAAUCAGUAUCAAGGCCUGCAACCGCAAUUUGCAAAUCAACACAUGACACAUGUCUUUCAGGUCCUCCGGGUCCCCCCGGUCCACCGGGGCCGAGAGGAGAGAAGGGAGAUCGGGGACGAAAAGGAAAGAAGGGAACACGAGGGACCAAAGGAGAUAAAGGUAUUAUAGGAUCACCAGGAAAACGCGGGAAGCAAGGCAUCGUGGGACCUGCAGGACCCAAAGGUGACCUAGGACUCAAAGGGCAAAAAGGAGACACAGGGCCCGCUGGCAUGCCGGGAACGAAAGGAGAGCCUGGUGAAUCGAUUUCAGUUCCUGUUGUUGCUGUUUCCCCAACAAACUUGACAGUCAACGAAAGUGGAACAGCUUCAUUUCAGUGUUCAGUCAGCGGUAAUCCUGUGCCUGCAGUAGUGUGGAGUAAAAGGGGUAACCUGUCUGAAGUAAGCAAGUCAGCGGUUUCAAAAGGCAGAUUGCUUUUAAAGAAUGUAAAAGCAAAUGACUCGGGUGAAUAUCAAUGCUCAGCAACAAACAUCUUAGGACAUGCGCAAACACUAGUGCAGCUUGUUGUAAAUGGUGAGUUGCAAUAAAAUAUCAUCUGGUAAAGUUUUACUCCAAAAGAUGACGAGUACACUUAUCACGUCAUUCACUUGGACUUGACAGUUUGCUUCUAUCUUUCUCUUAAGCCUAAAUUCCUUUCUUUUGUUUCUUUUGUUAGUUUGUUUUUUUGUUUCGGCUCCAAACUUCCUCAGAUCAUGGGGCAAACAGUAAUAACAAACACUUUUGCCAAAGGAAACAGAACGGCAGCAAUUAUCGCAUGCAAAAACUUUAAAAAAUAGUGACCACUCGAAAAGAAGAAAUUCGAAGUAUCUUAGCAAGAGUACGUUCUAACUUAUGACCUUCUUCUCUCCGUGUUACUAGUGCAGAUGCUCUACCACUGAGCUACCAAAAACUCAUAAAAUGGACGUAAAGUAGGCGUUGCUUCUACUUCUAAUUUCGACCUACAGAAUUAGAUUUUUGAAAAUAUGUUCAAACGUCAUCACACUAACCCCAACUAUUUAUUUAAGUUCAUAUUUUCAUUUAAACGUUCUAUUUGACAGCAGUUAAUUUCUUUGCAUUCUUGCAGUUCAUCCUCGAGUUUUCCUCCAUCCAGGGCCUCAUUACGCUAUUGAAGGCAGCAACUUCACUCUUCCCCCAUGUCACGUGACUGGUUACCCAGCACCAGUGGUCAGUUGGAGAAAAGCAUCCGGUCAGUUGCCGCAUGAGAGGCUGAAGUACAACAACAGUAGCAUUCAACUUUUAAAUGCUCAAAAAAUAGAUUCUGACUUGUAUCUCUGUUCAGCAACAAAUCUGCUUGGACGUUUUGAAAGAAAAACAUUUAUAGUGGUUGUUUCACAUCCUCGAUUUACUGUUAAGCCACCUGUGAGCACUUCUGCAGCGCCCGGAUCCACCUUGACACUGAAUUGUAGCGCAACUGGUGACCCACAACCACUUAUUAGCUGGAGGAAACAAGGAGGUCAUCUGCCCGUUGGCAGGAACCAGCAGAUUAAUGGCGCGUUAGUGAUAAGAGACAUUACAAAGAACGACGCAGGCUAUUACAUAUGUACCGCAACCAGCGCAGGUGUGUUUGAUGUGGAAACUCUGACUCACAUUCAAGUUUAUCCACCAAGAGGUCAGUUAUGGAUAAAGCUUAAAGACCGUAAAUUAUAAAAGUGUAACGGCCAAUGCUAUUGUGUUAAAAUAAGCUUAAGAGAGGCAGAAGUGCGAGAACUCACUUAAUUUAGUCCUUACCGGCUUGUAUUUUGAAAAGACAUUACAGAGACAAAAAAAGGUGCAGGUGAAAAUAUAUGUACCGUAACUAGCGCAGGAGUGUUUGACGAAGAAACCAUGACUCCCAUUUAUUCAUUAAGAGCUCAUGCAGUUAUAAAUAGAGAUUUUAAGCGCCUCAACUGAUAUAUACAACUGCCAAUGUUACGUUGCUGCUAUCAUGUUUAAGUUACCGGGGUUUUCAAGGGACGACGCUUGUACCCCUCGAUCAGCAGCUAGCCUUUCAGCCCUUCAUCACACUGUUGAUUAUAUUUCAAGAACUGAUCUGAUCUUCAAAAUAUGAAACGUGACUCAGCUUUGAAUAUGUAUUAAAGCGCAUUAUUUCAAUCUUGACUAUCAAGAUAGAGAUAGAGAAUCCUAUGGUCCUAAUAGAAAUUUACUCGAUAGACGUUUUUCAUUCUGUUAUAAGUCAAAAAUGUUUAUCGCUGCUAAAAUAAAGCCGUUACUGUUGUUUAUUCUCUACAGAUUGCUCUGAUUUGUUAAAAUCAGGCCAUACUCAGAGUGGAGUGUACUCUGUGAACCCAGACGGUAAAGGAUCUUUCAAUGUAUAUUGUGACAUGCGCACUGAUGGUGGAGGAUGGACCGUGUUCCAGAGAAGACAGGAUGGCUCGGUGGACUUCUAUCGCGGCUGGAACGAUUACAAAUCAGGCUUUGGUCAGCUGACGGCUGAGUUCUGGUUAGGAAACGACAAGAUCCACAGGCUGACGGCCGCUAGACCCAACUCUCUACGAGUAGAGCUAGAGGACUGGAACGGAGUAAGAGCUUAUGCUAAAUAUGGCAAGUUUAACAUUGGUGAUGAGCAGGCGAAGUAUCGACUUCAAGUGGGUUCAUAUUCAGGAACGGCGGGAGAUUCGUUAACAACACGCCAUAAUUACAUGGCGUUUAGCACAAAAGACAGAGAUAAUGACGGAGCUGGUAGUUUUGACUGUGCUCAGGAAAACAGAGGUGCCUGGUGGUACGGUAAAUGCCACCACUCCAACUUAAACGGACAGUAUCUGGGAAACACAAGAGUUAGUGCAAAAGGCAUUAGGUGGUGGUCUUUUAGGAGAGCUUUAUCGCUAAAAUUCACUGAGAUGAAGUUGAGGUCGUCAUCGUAA